GCGCAGACUUUCUAUUAUAUAACCAAUUAUUUAACUUGAAAAAUGAUUGUCAAAACAAAAACAAAAGAAAACAAUAACAUUGUCUCUAAUUUGCAUGUAUAGCUAUAUCUGCAAAAGUUUGGGUAUAUGAAUGAGUCGGCCGCCGCUAACCUGGUCUCCGAGCAAACCUAUUCCGAUGCCGUCAUUGAAUUUCAACGCUUCGCUGGACUCAACCAAACAGGGAUACUGAAUGACGAGACAAUAGUGAUGAUGAACUCUCCCCGAUGUGGUAAUAAAGACAAAGUCGGACACAGCGAAGACGCCAAACGAAGGAAACGCUAUGCACUGCAA
Oppiella nova is the source of this 330-nucleotide messenger RNA. Lineage: Eukaryota; Metazoa; Arthropoda; Arachnida; Sarcoptiformes; Oppiidae. The record is from the annotation of a GenBank genome assembly.